This is a messenger RNA of Paramuricea clavata, 317 nucleotides long. NCBI's taxonomy places the organism in Eukaryota, Metazoa, Cnidaria, Anthozoa, Malacalcyonacea, Plexauridae. The record is from the annotation of a GenBank genome assembly.
CGAUCUCGCUUCGAACGCUGCUUAAUCACUAUAAUAAGGUUCAUGGCCAUGAAACCAAUUUUCGAGUUGUAUGUAACGUUGACGAUUGUCCGGCAAUAUUUACGAAAUAUAACUCGUUAUAUAAGCACAUUACAAGGUGCCAUGAGGAUGUAUACAAUGAGACUGUUAAAGGCAACUCUGAUGUUGAUAAUACUGAGGACAACGUCAAUGAUGAUGGUGAUUUAUUUGAUUACAACCUGCGUUUAUAUAACGAAAUAUCAGACAAAGAUAGUUCCGAUUCCGAAGAAUUAUGGGAAGCGAACAUGGCUGACAAGCAG